CCUAACUCUUUAUUUCACAGUAUAGGUUUUUGUUGUUUUGUUAGACAGUCUUGCUGUGUAGCCCAGUCUGGCCUUGAACUCUUGAUCCUCCUGCCUUGGCUUCCUGGAAGGAGUGCCACCACACCUGGCACAUUGUUAGAUAUUUACUGGUUGCAUUUAAGUACUCAGUUUACGAUGUUUUGCAAAUAAGAAAGGUUGUAUGUGUCAUGUUUGACUCUGCAGGAGGGGAAGAGCUGUAGAAGGCUAAGGCUUAGGCUUUUUUAUAAGGGCAUGUGUGUGUGUGUAUUUGUAAAACAUACACUGAUUGGAAAUAACCCUCUUUUUCUGUUUUAUUUUAGGGAUAAUGACUGUUCUUGCUUCUCACCUAAGUUGAAUAAGCACCCUGUGCACUUUAAUCUCCUGUCCGAGCCAUCAGGCCAACUAAAGACAGGGUUUAGAAAUCUCAGCUAUAAAGACAUCCAGCCAAAGUCUCAGUCUUGCCUUAACAAUGUUCCAGAGGCUGAAUAAAAUGUUUGUGGGCGAUGUCAGUACUUCUAACCAAGAGCCAGAAUUCAGUGAGAAGGAAGAUGAUGAAUGGAUUCUUGUCGACUUCAUAGACACUUGCACUGGUUUCUCAGCAGAAGAAGAUGAAGAGGAAGAAGACGACAUAAGUGAAGAGUCACCUGCAGAGCACCCUUCAGUUUUCUCCUGUUUACCUGCAUCUCUGGAGUGCUUAGCUGAUACAAGUGAUUCCUGCUUCCUGCAGUUUGAGUCCUGUCCAAUGGAGGAGAGCUGGUUUAACCCUCCCCCAUGUUUUACAGCAGGUGGAUUAACCACUAUCAAGGUGGAAACGAGUCCUAUGGAAAACCUUCUCAUUGAACAUCCCAGCAUGUCUGUCUAUGCUGUGCAUAACUCCUGCCCUGGUCUUAGUGAGGCCAGCAGUGGGACUGAUGAUGCUCAUAAUUCAAGUAGUCCCAGAGUGGAAGCUGAAGGUGAAGUGGGGCAGCACCUUCACUGCUACGUUGCAGCCCUUGCUGCUCAUGCAACUUUUCUGCAACAGCCCAAGAGCUUCCGCCCUUCCCAGUGGAUAAAAGAACACAGCGAAAGACAGUCUCUGAACAGAAAUAGCCUUCGUCGCCAAAAUCUUACCAAGGAUUGCCACUCCCGGCAAGUGAAGCACAAUGGCUGGGUGGUUCACCAGCCCUGCCCACGGCAGUACAAUUACUAAGAAUUUCAAGGUUUGCUGGUUGGUGUCUGUUGGUUCGUGCAUGUGUACGUGGAGAUGCAUGUUUGCACGAUGAUAAUGCUGUCCCUUCACAGCCAACUGCUGACUGGUCACACUGGCGAGAGUGUUUAGACACUGUCUUAAAGCCAGAUUUCUAUGCUGUGCUUCAUGUAAUGCCUUUCUCCUAACACUUACUCUUUUUUUUUUCUAGACUUUUUCAGAAUAUUUUUGGAAACAUAUCAAUACAAUUACAGUGUUUGGUGUUUGGGGAUGUCUUUAAAUCUGGUUAAGGUGUACAUGAGUUAAUCAGCAUCUUAAAGAUGUUUCUCCCCCCAAGUACAAGAAUAGGCAUCUUUCAGUUUCAUUUUAUUUUGUAUUACUUAAUCAAUCUUUUGAGUAAGCAAAAAUUUAUUCUCAGGGUCAGCCAUACACUUUAUUGACCAGUACUUGAUAAUCUUUUCUGUAUAUAACGAGUACAUUUUACACACUAACAUGAGCAUUAACAGGUGAUAGUUGCCAUGGAUACAAUGGAAUUAUGGCUGGACUUUCUUUUGAAAGAAAACUUGAUAUAUUUCUGUAUGUAUGGUUUUCUCCAGAUUAGUCAUGAGUUCAUUGUGGAAUUCAGGUACAUUAAGCUUCAGUGAAUAGUACAUUCAGUAAUUUUAUGACUCCAUGAUGUGGUACAGAUAUUACAGGUGUCAUGGACAAAAGAACUUGUCUUGUGUGCAGAGGGAAGAAAUUAGACCUGUGAAAUUCAUUUGGAAUCUUCAUGUGUAUAAGUAACUCAUUAGUCCAGUUUUUAAAUUGUUUGCAUUCUUUCCUGCCAUCUCUGCCUACUCCCCCUCACAUCAUCUGUAAAUUCAAAAGUACUUGUCCAGGCACCUGAGUGACUUAAUAUUUCUAUCUGUCCAUGAGAAAAGGGAUAACAGUAGAUAAUCCUCUGACAUGGAGCCCGUCUUCCCAAGGGACAUGCAAGGGAGAGGAAGUUUCUGGUGAUGUCUUUUCAUAGCACCAAAGUGAAGUGACAGGUUGGUUUCCCUCAGUUUUCAUUUUAACUUCAGGCAAAAUCUUUAACCACUUUGGCCUCUAUUUCCUCUACAACAGGGGGUAAUAUUUACCUCCCUCACAGUUGGAAGGACUAUAUACUGAUUGGAAGUGGGGCUAUCCAGAAAUGAACCUUGCAUGAACGACCAAGGGCCUUUCUACUGAACCUAGUGGUGGUGAGGCUGUGGCAGUUUUUCGGCCACAAUUGUUCUUCACAGUGUUGGUGCUAAUGAGGCCAGGGCGCAGGGUUCGACUCACAUAGGCCAGUUAACUCUACACAGAGGAAAGUCUAUUUUCUUACCUCUAGUCAGUCACUUUACUUUUUUAGCAGUUGUGAGGGGUUUUGCUGAGCCAUCCACACUCUCACCAACUUCCUCAGAAAUUAACUGAAUACAUUUCUAGUUCAAAGCACAUUGUACUGACAGAACAGUAGCAUUGCCUGCAUAAUCAGUUUAUUUUUCCGUCUCCUCGGCAACCCUAAUUCAAUGAGCACACGUGUGUAAAAUGCUUUCAAAAAGAAAAGCAGCAGGUAGUUUUGUGAAGUAGAUUACAUUACUCAGUGACCCUGCAGCAGCUUGAUGUGGGGAGACCUGACAGACUUUCAGGAACGAGCUGUGCUCCUUCCUGACUAGGCCAGGGCAGGCAGAGUUGAAAGAGGUCAAAUGGAGUUAGAUGGUGGUUUAGGUUUAUCUUCACUGGCUGUGAUAAAGUGCCAGGAUGUCUCCUUAGAACAAGAAUCUAGGUCCCUUUUCUUCCCUUAUCCCCCUUCCCUAUUAACUCUCCCUUUUAUUUAUUUGUUUUCUAAUUAGGGGCCAAGUUUGUAAAGUUUUGUCAAACUGAGAAGUUAUUUGUUACUACUUGUGUUUACGAGAGUUGGGAGAUGAGGUAGUUUUCAUGAAGGUGUGUAUGUUUUACACCAUGUCUGUUCUAGGGCCAUACAUUUGUAACUUGAAAAUAGACCAGCUAAAUGUCUUCUGGAUGUGAGCCUCUGAAAACAUGGGGCCUCUUGUCUUACACCGCAUGCAGGUUACUAGUACCUCACCAGCUAGAAGUUCAGCCAUGGGAAUUUGUUUGGCAGUGUGAACAGAUUUGUAUAUAAAACUGCAAAGGUCUUUUUUUUUUUCAUUACUACUUUUUUUCAGAUUUCUUGAUACCUUAAAUACAUUUAUAUCUCUAUCAGUUACUGACUUUUUGUUUGGCUUAUCUGGGCCUAGUUUUUUAUGCUUUGUUCCUGGAAAACAAAAAAGUGUUGUCAUGGGGACAUUUUUUUUCAGGGUUAGGAUUACCAUGCCAUCUGUGAUAGCUCACUGUGGUUUCUGUGUCAGUAUCUAAGGUUUCUGUCUAAAAUCGGCACAUGUAAGAGUUGAAGAAAAUGGAUACAUAGUUCAGUUGAAAUUUUUUGGUCAUUAGAUGUUUCUUAGGCAUCUAUUGUGUAUAAGACACAAGGCCAAUAAUAAAGCAGAACAAUGUUGACCUGUUAAGUAUUUUUUGAAACAUGGCCAAAAUGCAUUUUAUGAGUUGACUUGCUGUUUUUAUUAUUGUAACUGUUAGUGUCUUACAAUGUUCUUUAGUGCAUAUUACUUAAAAAUUCAAGCAGUAAGAAAUAAGACCCCUCUGAAUUUAGUAGCACUGACCAUUUCUGAACUGAUAACAUAGAAUGUGACUUGGAACAAGUCUAGACUAUGUGGUGUGUGUUGGCAGUGCUUCACUAGUGAGCUUCUGAGCUUUUACCGUACACCACAUUCUUCAAAGUUUGAUUUGCUAAUAAAACAUUUCAGAAUGUAUUAUGAGUAAAUAUGUUUAUUACUUUUUCUUCCUUGGCUGAUUGGGUUAGUUCUGCACUGUGAGUUGAAAACUGGCCAUCCAUUAUUUAUCUUUCCUGGCAAUGGAUCGGAAUGGGUGGGUGGGAUUUGCAGAGAUGCACACGAUUGGACUUCUGACUUCCCAUUGCAGGGAGCUGUUUGUUUGUUUCAAUAUUAAUUUCCUGUAUAUGUUUCCAACUCUCAUGCAAAUUGUUCGUGUUUACAUACCUUCUCUGUUUUAUCAGUUCUUUAAUUUUAGCCAGAAGAUAGUUUACUUAAAAUUUGAGAGGGCCAUUCAGCAAUUCCUAUUAUUUUUGCUUCUCAAAUCUGUAUAGUACACUGGUUUAUAAUCUUUGUUUUUGUUGAAAUUGGAAUUUCUUUGCUAUUUCUCUUCCUCCUCAAGUAAACAUAUUGUCAUUAUAUACUGUAAGAAAAAAGAGCAGGAAAAAGUAUCUUCAUUAUCCUCAUUUUCUUUGAGUUGAACAUAAACAAAAAAACAAAAAAAAAAAGAAAGAAAAAUGAAGGACUCCAACUAGAAGAUAGACAUUUACACCUAAAUACAUUAGUGGAAAAGUUUCUAAGCAUUAGUUUUUGUUUUAGCAUCAGUUACGAGACUGCUCCUUAUACUGGGAGAUACUAGUAUAUCUUUGUAAUGUUACCUUGAAAUUAGCUUUUUAUUUUACAAGGCCCAUAAAUAAUGGUUAAACUCUUUAAAAUUGGGCUCCUAUAAUAGAUGGUUUCACUGCCAUCAGCAUGCUGAUAUAUUAUAAAUGGCAUCUCUAUCUACUCAUUGUAGUGCUUAAAUUUUUAUAUAAAACGCUUUAUUUAGAAAACCUACAUGAUACAGUGGGUUUGGCCUUACCACGUACCAAUUUCACUUGAAAUUUGACACCAAUUAAAGGUGUAGGUGGAAGAAGGCACACAGAUAAGUUUAUCUUUUCUUAUGUGCAACAGUGUCCUUUAUGUGGGAGGAGAAGUUACUACUCAGAGGAAAGCAGCUCAAGUGAAUAAUGUUUUGUGUAUCAUUGAGAAUAUUCCUUGUGACAUUUAUAAUUGUUAAGUGCCCAGUUUGGCUCUAUGUUUGCCUGAAGUUUUAGUAUUGUUUGUUUUCUAGGUGGACUUGUGUAAAAACCAAACCAGUGUUUGGAGAGGUUAGAUGUGUGUAUUUUCAGGCUUCAAGUGUGUGAGUGGUUUUGUUUCCUUUUUGGUUGUGUUUUCCUCCACAGGUUUGAAUUUUAAUCAAUAAUUGUGUGUGUUAUAUUUUAAGAAGUGGCUUUAUUUUUUCCUCAAGUAAAAUUGUGAACACAUUUGCUUUCAAGGGCAGGGCAUCGGUUCUAGAGACUGAAGAGUAUUGUCGAUUGUACUAUGUGCCUUCUUAAUGUGUUUCUAGACACAUAUUUUCAUCAACUUGAAAACUCAAAAGGGACAUUUGGUUCGGUUAUAUACUGUACAUCAAUCUAUGCAUAAAUGGCAGCUUGUUUUCUUGAGCCACUUUCUUAAUAUUUUUUGUUUUUAUAGAAAUUUUUUAUACUGAUUGGUUCAUAGAUGGUCAGUUUUAUACAGAGUGAACAAUACAGCACUUUGCCAAAAAUAAGUGUAGCAUUGCUUAAACAUUGUACAUUAACACCAGUUCUUUGUAAUUUAGGGUCAGUGGUGCAUUUUGCACUGCCUAGAGUUCUGGUUUUUUAUCUGUCAGUAAAUAAAAUGUCCUUUAACUUCAAGUGUCAGAUUCUUUUAUUUUUAUGUUUCUGGUCAUUAGUAUUGAAAGUUAAGUACAAUUUAACUUACAAUGCUUGCUGUUUCAUUUUGCUUACACAGUUUUGCUUGUACAAAAGAUGUGUUCAAUUUGUACUUUCCUUUUAAAAAGUGUGGUGGUGCACACCUAUAAUCCCAGCACUCAGGAGUCUCUGA
Castor canadensis (American beaver) is the source of this 5961-nucleotide messenger RNA. It is a transcript of the gene Tp53inp1, whose product is annotated as tumor protein p53 inducible nuclear protein 1. Gene Ontology annotation, biological process: positive regulation of DNA-templated transcription; autophagosome assembly. Gene Ontology annotation, cellular component: autophagosome; nucleus. Lineage: Eukaryota; Metazoa; Chordata; Mammalia; Rodentia; Castoridae. The record is from RefSeq and is a predicted model, not a curated record.